Messenger RNA from Physella acuta, 847 nucleotides. Its product is annotated as tumor necrosis factor receptor superfamily member 16-like. The record is from RefSeq and is a predicted model, not a curated record. Gene Ontology annotation, biological process: inflammatory response. NCBI's taxonomy places the organism in Eukaryota, Metazoa, Mollusca, Gastropoda, Physidae. Gene Ontology annotation, molecular function: tumor necrosis factor receptor activity; tumor necrosis factor binding. Gene Ontology annotation, cellular component: membrane raft; signaling receptor complex.
UAAAAGAAAAUGAUUCAGGACUUUCUGUUUGCCUGCUUAAUGGUGUAUGUUGUUGGAACCUCCUAUGCCUUCUACUGCCAAAGAGGUCAGUACGUGAAUGGUUCCAACUGUGAGACAUGCCCAGAAGAAACUUUCGCACCUUACGACAACCACAAAAAUACUAGAUGCUCACCGUGUUCAGCACCAAAUAUCUUUGAGCGUCAAACCGUCGUGAAAAAAUGCACACCACACCAAGACACCAUCUUAGGAUGCAAACGAGGCUUUUUUAAACAAAUCUUCAGCGCGGAAGAGGUGUAUUGUAGCCGUUGUACAGACUGCUACAAGUUACGUCAAAUUCAGGUUAAAAGUUGCACAGAAAACAGGGACACGAUUUGUUGUCCAAUGACCGGAAUGUCUGUGACGUACAUGCCUGAUGGUACCAAUAGGUGUGUCGUGAAAUCGUCAGGGUUUGUCUGUCAGGAGGGGGAGUAUCUAACCUAUGAAGACGACAAGAAGCCAGUUUGCAAAGCUUGCCCUGAGGGGAGUUUCAACUCAGAAACUAAUCACCAAAACAUUAACUGCAAACCAUGCACACCACCUAUUCUAUACGACCACGAGAGAAUCAUCAAAAACUGCAGUAAGACUUCUGACACAGUUAUAGGUUGUCAGGAAAACUAUUUCCGUAUACCGGGAGAUGACGGUUGGUGUGCGCAGUGCGGACAAUGCGGCCAAAACGAGGCUGAACUACUGCCUUGUAGCAGCGACAGGGACAGAAUUUGUUGCCGCCAUCUUGGGGCAUUUGUCAAGUAUUAUCCGGAUGGCAGAUAUACAUGUUAAUUCUUGAUUAAAGGUUCAUUUCACGUGGACU